Parasteatoda tepidariorum (common house spider) is the source of this 2662-nucleotide messenger RNA. RefSeq lists its product as uncharacterized. The record is from RefSeq and is a predicted model, not a curated record. Lineage: Eukaryota; Metazoa; Arthropoda; Arachnida; Araneae; Theridiidae.
CACUGAGUCUUCGACUCAAACGAUUUAAACUUUUUAAAGUUUCCCUACUGUGCUAGAAUAAAUUUUUAAGUAAAAUAAUUUGGCAUUGCUAAUGGUUUUGACAACAAAAGUGUAAACAAAAAAUGUCUGCUGAUAUGUGGUUUAGUUAUUAAUUGACGUAUCACAAUUAAAUUAAAAUUACUGAGAUUGUCUGACUUCUAAUGGUUUCUCUCCAGAACCUUAAUGUUACUAAUUUUUCAUUAUCUGCAGAAGAUUUUAAUGUUUCUGUGACGAAUAUUACUCUCAAACAUGAAAAUGUUGAACCUGCAAAUACAUUUUUACUUGAUUUUGUGAUAUUGCCUUUAACUAUAAUAGUGAUAACUGUUAUUAUAGUUGGACUGAUUGCAUUUGUUAUAAGAAAGAAACAAUUGGAUAAACUUCGCCAUCAUCUAAUGCCUCUGUACAGCUUUGAUCCUGCAGAAGAAGGUGAAGAUUGGGAAGCUGAACUGUUGGAAGAAGGCACUGACCACCAACUAAGAGCAAAGAAUUCCAGACCUUCUGAACCACCCCAAUUAGCAUUUCGCAGCAAUUUGUAAAAAGCCUCUUCUAAGUGUAAAAAAUGUUUGUUUUUUCACCCCGAGAUGUCUUUUUUGGUCAACUGCAAGCUAAUGAGAUGUGCUUGUGCCAACAUUUAAUUUAUUUGUAAACAAUGUCUACUUUUUAUAUGUUUCAUGCAGUCUUAUAUUUAAAAAUAUUUAUUAAUUAGUAUAUUAUAUACUUCAGAAAUAAUGUGUAUUUCUGAAGCUUAUUAUCAGAUUAUAAUUUAUCUUUUGUUACAAAAACACCAUUUUCCCAUUUUCACUUACUUAAAUCAUUGCACAUAUUAAAUAUUUUUGUUAUUUAAUCAUUAUGUAUAGCUUUUAUUCUAUGAUCUCAUGUGUAUGUUAAUCUCUGUAUUAAAAUUUAUUAGAUUUUAUGUUCUCACUCAAUGAUCAAAAUAAAAUAUCAAAAAUAUAUUCUACUCACACAGUGCGUUAUUAAUAAUAGAACUUAAACUGUAAAUUCUUUUACUCAUCUGAAAUAUUUUUAUUUAACUAAUUUCUAUAAUAUAUUUUACUCAUCUCUGUGAUAUAUUCUGUAAUAUAUUUUUACUCGGUGAUUAAAAAUAGAAUUAAAUCUAUAAAUGCUUUAAUUCAUCAUAAAUAUUUUAAUUUAAAUUCUUAAUGUUCUGUAAUGUUUUUAGUGUGUUUAGAUCUUAAAAAUUAAACUAAAAAUUUAAGACAGACAGAUUAAGAUUUUAAAACUUUUUCAAGAUAAUUGUGAAGCAUAAAUUCUUAUUUGUGUGACAUUGUAAUAAAAACCUUCUUACAUUUGUAUUAUUACUUGUUUUCCAUACUCUUUUAAAAAGAAACUGCAGUUUGAAAAAUUGGUUUUAGAUUGUUAUAAAUUAUUUUUAUUUGUUAAAUUAAAUUGUCAGGAUUUUUGAUUUCACAAUAAAUGUUCAAUAUUAAAGCUUAGCAAUUAUUAUCCACAUCUGUGAAAGAAUUGUAAAAUUUGAAAUGUUGUUUAAUUAUAUUUUUUUCACAGCACUUUUUUUUCAGUUAAUGUUAUUUUUAUUAUUUCUAAAGACCAAGUAAAACCAAGUAAAUAUAAAUUGGUCCAUUCCCAAUGGAAAUUGUAUUUUCUCUCAAAAAUGUUUGUUUCGUAUAAUUUAUUAAUUUUAAAGAUUAAAACAUAACUUUUUAGUCAGUGCCUUUUCCAACUUAAAAACUUUUUUGUGUUUCAAAAAAUUAUUUUAAAAAUUCAAUGUAUUACUUAAUUAUUUAUUGUGUGAAUAUUACAUUUCUCUCUAAUAUUUGCUAUUAAUUAACAAGUUUAUAUUUAUCUACAAUUGUACAUAUUUAUAUUUGCCCCUAAAAGCCAUGUGCUAGUUAUUGCUAAAAUAUGAAUCAAAUAGCAUGUAUAAAAAAUAUUUUGCAUUUAAGUGUGCUUAUCCAUACAUAUUAAAAAAUGUGUGCAAGUCAAAAGUAUUAACAACCAACCUUUAUAAUCACCCUUUUACUUAUUCAUUAUUUAUUUACUUUUACAUUUAGAUAAUAUUAUAAUGUUUUUUUGCAAGAAACUAUUACUUUUUAUCAUUGUUUAAAAUUUACUUAAUACUAAUGUCACACAAAAUUUUAUAAUAAUGCAAUAGUUUUAUUAAGUGAAAUAAACUGAAAAAAAAAAUUGUUCAAAUGUCUCAUGAACUUAUUAAACUAAAAAAUAAAUCCAUGGAUAUCGGUAUUAUACAAUUAAAAUAUGGAAAUAAUUAUUAAGUAACCGUAUUGAGUUUAACAUACAUUUUUUUGUGAUAUUUGCUAGUUUCACUAUAUGUUUGUAAAUACUUACUUGUAAAAAUUUUUCUUCUAUUUUUACAGUACAUACAUAUAUUACUAUUUCUGAGUUCUAUUGUUUGCAUGUCUUAUAUACUACAACUAAAUAUAGAUAUUUUUUAAACUGUGAUUUAUUAUAUUUUUUUAGUUCAUUAUUCAUUGAGUUUAAUUUGCAUUACAUUACAUUUAUUUAAUUUAUGGUGCUAUUUAAAAUUUAGUAUUUUACGAACAAAAUAUGUCAUGUUUUAAAUGUGUAUUUAUUUUCAACUCAUUAAAACAUCUUAUUCAUUAAAGAAUGAUUUUGACCUCAA